Pelagomonas calceolata is the source of this 2215-nucleotide messenger RNA. Lineage: Eukaryota; Pelagophyceae; Pelagomonadales; Pelagomonadaceae. The record is from the annotation of a GenBank genome assembly.
CACCACUGUGACGCUGGUCUUGGCCUACGCCAGUCGCCGCAUCGCAUACGUGGGCCAAAAAAGCAGACAGCCCCGCCCGCCAGGCGGCGACGCGCCAUGGCUGGCGGCCCCAAAACCAAUAAUGGAGGCGGCGCGGCCAAGCCGAAACGCGUAGUCUUAACAAAGAACCAGAAGAAGCGCCUCAAGAAGAAGCAGCAACGCGCGGCUAAAAAUAACGAGCCCGCCGCGCCGCCGCCCGCACCAGCACCUCCGAAGAAAGAAAACGUGGUGGUUGAGUACGUCUCCGCGGCUUAUGAUGCGGACGCCGCCGCGUCGUUGUUCAAGGACGUGUUCGCGAAGUUCGCGUCCGCCGAAGAAUUAACUACUGAUCAAGUGGAGGAAGCUGCUGAGGCACCAGCUGCAGAGAAAGCUACAGAUGACGUGGACGAGGACGAGGCCCCGGAAAAAAGACUAUCGCGGAAGCAGCGCAAGGCCAUGUCGCGCAUGACGGUGGCGGAGUUGAAACAAGUCGUCGCGCGGCCGGAGGCCGUCGAGGCGCACGACGUCACGGCCUCGGACCCGCGGUUAUUGGUGUUCCUGAAGUCCUACCGGAAUACGGUGCCCGUGCCUCGACACUGGUGCCACAAACGAAAAUUCUUACAAGGGAAACGGGGCGUGGAAAAAAAACCGUUCCAGCUCCCCGAGUACAUCGCCCAGACCGGUAUGCGUCAGUGUUGUCUAUUCGUGCGCCCACGCCAUCGACGCGACGUCGGCCCCGUGGCCGCGUCGGCUCGAUGGCUUGGAGGUAGGAGAGGACGAUGACGAAAAUCACGCAUCAAACAGUUAUCCCUGUCUGAGCGCCCUUGCUGUAAAAAACGGCGACGGGAGUGAUCGAGAGCUUCGGUUCGAGUCCAAACCCCAUACACCCAUACGAUUCACGUGAAAAUGCACAUCUCACCCCGUGUACCACGUAGGCAUCGAGAGAUCAGAAGAGCAGUGGAAGAGGCCAACGAGCAGAAGAAGGUCGCCGCGAAGCAGCGGGACCGCGUCGCCCCCAAAAUGGGCCGCAUGGACGUCGACUACCAGGUCCUGCACGACGCGUUUUUUAAGUGGCAGACGAAGCCGCCGCUGUCCGGUCCGGGUGCUGACCCAGUGUUGUUAAUGAACUUGAACUUGCCAUGUCGCGGCGAUGGCGUCGACGCGCUGUCACGCCGCCUCGGCGAUGGCGUGCCUGCGAGAGCUACACCACCGCCACGCCAUCGCCGCGUCGCCUCGGCGCCGUCGGCGUGGCCGUCAGAGAGUCUACUUCGCGAGGGCGUCCGUGCCACGCAGGCGAGGUCUACUACGAGGGCAAGGAAUUUGAAGUGCAUCUGAAGGAGAAGCGACCCGGGUUUUUGUCGGCUUCACUCAAAGCGGCAUUGGGGAUGCCCGAGGGCGCGCCUCCACCCUGGCUCAUCAACAUGCAGAGGUAUGGUCCUCCCCCGUCCUACCCGAAUUUGCGGGUUGCCGGGCUGAACGCGCCCAUUCCCGAGGGCGCGUCGUUCGGGUAUCACCCCGGAGGCUGGGGGAAACCGCCGGUCGACGAGUAUGGGAGACCCUUGUAUGGGGAUGUCUUCGGGGCCCAGCAAACGGCUCCCGAAGAGUCGUUCCGACCGGAAGAUACCGGUGGGCAUUGGGGGGAAUUGCCGGAUGAAGAUGACGAGGACGACUAUGACGAGGACGAAGGGUUUGAAGCGGUGGGAGGCGAGGAGUUUGCUGCUCGCACGGUGCAGCCACCUAGACGCGAGGAGGUGUCUUCUUCCGACGCGUCGGAGACCUCUGGUAUAGAAACGCCCCUGGACGGGGCCUCGUCCGUUGUGAGUGGCAUGCAGUCGUCUGGCUUGGAAACGCCGCAGUCGAUCGAUUUACGUAAAAGAGCUGGUAGCGAGACGCCGGAGCAGCCCCUUUACCAGGUCUUGGAUGAGGGCAAGGCGUCAGCAAGGCAGGCGGGGACGCUCUUCGCGAGCGACAAGCGCUACAACGUCAGUGGGGUCCAGGCUUCCAUAGAUCCGGAGGAGGCGGGUGACCAGAACGCGCUGCGAGAUGCGUAUGAGGGGGGCCGGGCCAAGGCCGACGCCGGGGUCGGCGAGGCUCUAGCGGAGGGGACGUCGGCUCAGAAAAGAAAAAUUGACGCGUCGCGCGGCAAGGCGGCGAAGCGGCGCAAGGAGAAGGACGACUUUAAGUUCUAGAUUUUCUC